CUGGCGUCUCCCGCCGGCAGACGACGCGGCAGCAGCGGCGGCUGCUCCUGCCUAGAGGGAGCCGCGGGCGCCGCGAGAGGGGCCCGGCGACCGAGGCGCGCUUCGUCGAGAUUGUAACGUGGUUGCAAACCCCCCUCCUCCCUCCCCCACUACCUUCCUGAACAUCGAUGAAAAAAAAUCUUCCUUUUCGGCGCUUUUCCCGGCAUUUUCGAUAUACGUGAGCCUUGUUUCGGUACCGUGCGGGACAUCGACGAGUGGAAUUAAAAUGUGACAGCGUCUACCGACAUGGAGCGUCUCCCGAAGCGGCUGCCGACGGACAGACCCGGUGGUGGUAAUGCCGUCUGCGGACCUGGCCAGGAAUGGCGCUUUUUUUGUGCAUCGCGAGUGGUUUCUCUUCGAGCGCUACGAAUGAUUAAAAGCGAGGAGGUGAUUAGGCCUACCGCUUCGGCUCGCCAACUCAUCUGUCAGCGUGCGAAGUCUCCGACCGUCUCCAUGGUGAAAAAACGGUGCCGAAACGAGAGGUGAACGGCGGCGGUUCCAACGCGAGCUCGUGUCCGCAGCAGGAGAGGAGCAAGAGACGCUUGUUGUCUUGAUUUUUUUUUUUAAACUCGCCUCGAAAAGAAACCGACCCCGGCCCUGCUCAGCACCGCCGCUGGCUGCCACCGUCGGAUUGACGCUGUCGAUCUACGAACAGCCUGAGGAGCCGGAAGAAGAAGCAGCAGCAGCAGCACAGCGGCGGAAUCGAAUCGCCUUCUUCUCCGGCGGCGGCCGCUGUCCACCGCCGAUGGGGAGCCAUGGGGAAAGGGGGAAGCCGGGCGGCUGACGCGCGCUUCUUGGACAGCAGCCCUCUUCUGGCGCCGGCCAAUUGCCGGCGCCAUCCCGGCUGAACCCUGGAGCUUCCCCUGGAGCGGCGCAUGUCGCUGAGCAGCGGCGGCGGGGGCCAGCCGCCGUCGGGCGUAGGUGGCGGCGGCGGCGACUGCUACGGGGCCCCACCGACGAGCAGCGGUGGCGGCCCGGGGGCCCCCAUGCAGAACGGCGCCUACUCGUGGGUCGGGCCGCCGGCGGCGCUCAGCCAGAAGAGCUGGCCGCCGGGCUACCAGGCCAGCCUGACCAACCUGUUCCUGAAGAAGAACCCGCUCCACUUCGGCACGGGCAUCUCACAGCUGGCGGCCGCGUCCUCCUACCUGGAGAAGAUGUCCUCGCUGGGCGCCGCCGAACACCACCACAAGUGCCCGCACCCGGACGCCAAGGACAAGCCGUACCCGUGCGACCUGUGCCACAAGUACCUGACCAUCUGCAACACGCUGCGCGACCAGCAGCAGCCGCGGCCGUCGCACGGGGGCGGACCGGGGGGCGCGCCGCCGCCGGGAGUGGGAGGGGGAGGUGGGCCGCCCCCCCUCGGUGCCGCCUCGGCACUGGGCGCCGAGCGCAAGGGCGGGGGACCGCUGCUGGGCUCCUCGGCCUCGGCGCAGCAGCCACCGCCAGGACAACAGCAGCAGCAGCAACAGCAGCAGCAACAGGGCGCGGCGGCGCUGACGCCGGCGUCACUUCUGGAGCGCACCAACGGCCACGGCCACCACCACCACCAUGGAGCGCACCACGGGGCCGCUGCUGCAGCGGGGGGCCACGGCGGUGCGCCCAGGCCGCGCCCACCGCCCACCAAGCAGUUCCUGUGCCCGGUGUGCCACAAGUACUUCACCCAGAAGGGCAACCUCAAGACGCACAUGAUGAUUCACACGGGCGAGAAGCCCUACUCUUGCCAGGUGUGCGGCAAGAGCUUCACGCAGAAGGGCAACGUGGACACGCACAUGAAGAUCCAUACGGGCGAGAAGGACUUUGGCUGCGAGGCGUGCGGGAAACGCUUUACCCAGAAAGGAAACCUGAAAACCCACGUGCGGAGCGUGCACACGAAGGAGAAGCCCUUCGCGUGCGGCGUCUGCGGCAAGUGCUUCUCGCAGAAGGGCAACAUGCAGACGCACAUGCGCACGCACAACAAGGAGGACCGUUUUCCGUGUACUCUCUGCGGCAAAACGUUCUCCCAGAAGGGGAACCUCAAGACGCACAUGCAGCGUCACACGGGACAGCUGCCGCCCCGCCGCUACGGCUCGCGGGGCUCGCGCGCCACCCAGGCUGUCACCGGGGGUCUCCUUCACCGGCCUCACUUGGCCGCCGCCGCCGCAGCCUUUGCCUCACUCGCCUCCACGUCUGCCCAGCAGCAACAACCGGGCUCCUCAUCGUCGCCCAAGCCGCACACCGGAGGAGACAAGUCGCCCGCGCGGGGCAGCGGUCCACCGACGCCGCUCAGCCCCGACCUGCGCCGCGGGCCUUCCGAAGACACGUCGCCCGGCCCUCCCGGCGGGCCCGAUCCGCCGCGGCCUUUCUACUCGGCGCCGCCGACGCCGGCGCCUCCGCCGCCGCACUCGCCACGCUGGUUGGUGCACCCGCGCCACUACGACGGCGGGUUCCAGGCGCCUCCUUACCCGUCGUCGUUGCACCAUCCUCCGCUGGCAUCGCGGCUUGCCCUUCUCGGCGCCGGCUCACCGCAGCACCAGCCGCAUAGCGGCGCCGCGUCACCCGAUGACAAGGCGCCGUCUCAGCAUCUGGGCUCCGCCGGGAACCCUAGCGGGGGUGACUCGUUCCACUCGCCGGCCAACCCGGACUUCUCGCAGCUGCUCGAGUGAGAAGCCGGGUCGUGACCAGGACACACAAGAAGCCUGCGCUGCGUUCGACCUCCGAACCCUUCUUCAUCCCCCGAGGAGGGAGUUCGCGGCCAGCCCUGCUCAACAACAAUCGCCACACCUUUCCCCUGCCCACACUCCUCUUCGGACCAGGGUUUCUCUCUUCUUUGGCCCUCCUGCUGUGGCCAUCCCUUGGCACCCUGCCCACCACCACCACCACUACAACAACUGUACAUACUGCUGCAGUGUGCCCUCCUCUCUCACUUCUUUGUACCUGUCUUCUUUUUUUUUGUUCCUCGUCUCCUUCCUCAGUUAUUUGCCUUGUCCUCGGGUUAUCCACAAAGUUCUCUCUUAUGUGCGUGUGUGUGCGCAGCGGUCUGUCCGUUGCCACAUCUACAACGUCAUACCGUGUACUCCCAUUUUUCCUACCCAACCCGACUCAACCAUCAACAUGCUCACUAAAUGGUGCGAGGGUCUCAAUUACUUUAAAGGACAUCCUCGAGAUAAAUCGAGAGGAGAGCAUGCCCGGCCUGUCCCAAUUUUUUAUGGGUCUCACACUGCAGGCUUAGAGCUUCUUCGCACAAAUGCUUAGAGGUGAAACAUUUCUAGAACCACACAGUGGGGGCAAUCACUUCUUUGGCUGCGGUUGUUGGAUGCCUGGCCUUUCAAUCAUUGAAUCAUUCAUUACUAGCGUUGAUUUCGUAAAACACUUGCCAAAUUAAUUAGCCUCCUUUUGUUUUUCGCCGCACAAGCGCCGACCUUACCGUGACAUAAAAUGGGGUGCUCUGUCUUGUCUCUCUGUCCAACACAACCGAGUUGCGAGCCGCGAGGUGUUGUGUGUGUGUGGGCAGAACAAACAAACAAAAAAAAAGGUGUCUGUGAUAGUCUUUUUCUUCUCUCUACUGUCACAACAUUGCCCACCCUUCUACACUCAUGCCUAUAUUUUUCAAAAGGUGCCAGGGUACACUCAACCUUGUUAGCCUCUCCCCCGUCUUUCAUUUUACUAUCACGACCAUCCAUCCAUUGAAGUCGGGACUCGUGUGUGGCAAAACGGUACAACCUUUAGCAGCUGGUGGCUUCCAGGAGUGCGAGCAUUUGUGUACACGGGCAGUGCACGUAUUUGUCUAAUGGUGCUUUGCGUCGGUGUACUUGUGCACAGGGACCCUGCGCAUGAAGCCGCCGCUUGUGUUUUUUUUUUAAUUCGUAGAACAUGAUAGUGGAUGAACUGUAGGCGUGUUCCAGCGAGGACACACGUGGAAAGUUCUUAGGCGUUGGGUCACUUGGGAAACAUGCCGCAGAAUGUGCUAUGUGUGUUCCAAAUACUAGAACAUGCACAUGGUGGAGCCAUUGCUAUGUUCUGAGCAUUUGAAGGAGAACUGUAGGCACCUCGUUUGCCUACCGGCUCAGGCAGCCGACUGCUAGGAGCUGAUCUAGAACUGGCACUAUGUGCUCUUUAUUGAAUACGCUGUGCUCUCGAGAUUAUUACACAUUGGCAGAAAACGAGCAGUGGACAUUCCAAUCUUUAUUAGAAUUGAUUUACUAAUAUAAAUAUUCGAGCAUACACUGCAGGAGAUGUGCGUACAUAGAAGGAACGACAUCCCAUAUUCCAGAAAAUAUAACAUUGUUAUUGCGUCCCGUAAGACUUUGGUGGUUUAGUAUCGGGAGGUACGUUGCUCUUCGCAACACUGCCAAAGGCACCAUUUGCCACACACGACUGGCUUUUGUCUUCAAUUUAACUUCCUCUGUUCUGGAGCACGUGCUCAGUCUGUGCCGCUGUCGUCUUGUCGUCACUUUGCUGUCUGCACUGACGCUGUCACAAUAACUUCAAAGCCGCAGCACUCUUUGUUAGCUACGUGCACCUGCCCCCUGUCACCUUAUCACUUUAUUCUUGCAUGCUAAGUGUGUGCCCCCACCCUUCUCUACUGUGUCGUAGUCUGUCGAGUCACUUUUGGGCCUUUCGUUCGCUUCACUUGGUCCAUUCGUCCCCGCCAAUUCACUCUGCACCUCGGUUCACUUUGUGCCUCGGUUCUCAGAGUAUUGCUUGCCAUUUUCUCUCCUUAGUUAUCUCCCUUGUACACUCGAGAUUUGCCUCUUUCUUUCCUUAUUAUUCGCUUUCAUUUUUUCUUUAUUUCCCGUCAUUUUUCUGGUCUCCAGAUGCUCUCUAUAUGGUGCUCUCUCACACUUUCUGUCAUUGUGUCCCGCAUACGUACUUUUGGAUCUCACAAGUCAUGGCACAGACUAUAUUUUUUCCCCUCUGUCCUUCAUAGCUUGCUUCUCUCGGCUUGUCGCUUUCUGUUUUCUGCCGGUGUUUUACAGCGGUGGCUUUCUUUAUAAAUUCCACCCCCUGCUGUUUUAUGUACAUACAGGUUUCUUUCGUCGCGGUUGUCGCUUCGCGACACCAAUAUGGCUUGCUAUUACUUUUCCUUUCUAAAAAUUUUCAUUUUGCGCAUCAUUCCUUUCAAUUCUCACAUGGUGUAACGAAAAAGUUACUGCCGUGUUUUGACCACGUCUCCCGUCGUAGCUGAAUUCAAUGUCCCGUACAUGUCACUGUCGGUGUGCGUAUCGGAAAAAAAAAAGAGAAACAAGAAGUGGCGAAGAUCAAAAGAAAAAAAAAAAUAGUAUCGUAAGAUAUAUACAUACAUAUAUAUUAUAUAUAUUUACAUAUAGAUUACAUCUCAUUGUUUUACGUGGCCCAUUGUCAGUCUUCUCAUCCGUAUCACAGUGCACUUAGUAUCCUUGUUUUUUUCUUUCUUUCUUUCUUUUCUGCUUUUUUUAAAAUCCCUACCUUAUUCUUUGUAGGAGACAAUUCUCAAGAGAUUUAGUCAUUCUAACAGCGGUUUGUUUUUUUUUGAGUAAAUACAAGUCUCAGAUCUCUCGCGUGGCUUACUUGUGGCAAUGAAAUCGGGCCCACUCCAUGGCUAGGUUAUAGUGCAUUGUCCUGCUUUCACUCUUUCUUCUGUAUAGUUUUUUCGCGCCUUUUCAGGUGUGAAUCCGAACCAACUCUCCCAACUUUCCGUUGCGUUGUAAAGAAGUCGGGCUCGUUACUUUGUUGAAAUCUUCAAUUCUUCACUUUUCGUUGGUGAGCUAAGGGUAACAUCUAAAACCUAGAUAUUUGGUGGUGUUUUUCUGUUUGUUUCUUUUUCUUCGCAGUAUCUAGCCCAGGCGCAAAGACAGAGCUAGUGAAAUAGCGUGUGGAAGUUUGAGUAAGCACAAUAGCGUAGUCUUUUAACAUAGUUUUUCGCUAGAGACAUCAUGAUCGCCCAGACGUAGCCAUUGGCUGCGAAUAGCAUUACUUCCCGAUCUGUGCUACACGCAAAGGUUGUCGAGCAUCGCUCACCUCAUCAGCAUUGUCUCCUACAUGGUUCUUUUUUUUUUAUUCUGUCUUUACAACAGCUUUUCCUUCGACAUUCAUAUUAAGUUUCCUUGGCCUUCUCUACACCAUCUCUUCUAAUGUUUAUUUCGCUUUUAAAUUUGGUUUCCAUUCACUUCUCUAUGUGAGUGCUUACUGAUGUCGUCAUCACGCGAGAAACUCGUUCCACGUAAUCACAGCUGUCCGUGCAAUAUGGGAAAUGCGUAAUUCUGUCACGUGCUAUCCUCCCCCCUAAAUAAUCCAGCGGCACUUCUUUGGACUGUGAGUGGUCCCGGUGUGCUAGGACAUAAGUUGAACGACCUGCACGAUUCUGACUUGUUGUACGAAACGAAAUUGACUCGCGGGGGAGAUUUGCGAAAUUUGUUGGAGAUCGAGUGUAAACAGUUGGGAGGAAGCAUUCACAAAACGCAGAUGGGAGGUAAAAGUUUGUACCCGGCAACCAGCGCUGUUACACCUCGAAGAACCUCGGAAUGGCGAAAUGCGAAAUUAGUUUUCCUUCAUAGAGCAUAAUUUUGCGACUCGAUUUGGCAUAUCUUUCGUACAAAAAGCAAAACAUAUUGCAGGACAGAAUGCAAGCAAGAUUUCACAUUUCGAAUUUGCCACCUGAGCUGCAGUGCUGACAUCACUGCGAUGUCGCUUGUUUUAACAUAUUUUCACACAAAUGCAGCUUACGUGCUAAAAUAAAGCUUGAAAAAUGCUUCCAGGUUGAAUUGUUGCUUGCUUUCAUAGGCUGCGUGAUCCUCUUAAUUGAUUCAUCGGGAGCAAAAGAUGCCUGCAGAAUUCACGAGGAAGCUUAUACACUGAUUUCAAUGCGGUGUCGCCAUCCAUGUGUCUUUCCAACGCUUGCCACAGCUUUGCUCAUAUUGAUACUAGACUAUUUAGUAUUCUAGAAAUGUAGCAAUGAAGCCAGCUUAAUGUAAGAAUUGAUGUCCAUUUGAACAAGAUUAGUUAUUAACACAAGGAAAUCCUUCAUGUGCUGCUAGGGCAAACAAAAAAUAAAUCGCAUUACUUUUCAUUCACAUUCACCUCAUUCAGCAGCGGACAUUUCUUCAAAGGCAUUUACUAUGAAAGACAAAAAAUUAGAAUUUUUAGUGAUGGAGAAGUCUGCCCUUUGCUUCUUCAUAUUAAUAGUGAGUCACAGACUUUAAUGCGAGCACCGACUCUUGCUGCUCUGCUGCUAUGUUUGUGCAUAAAGAGCUAAUCAUUCAAAGAGCUUCUGUACUGGAAGCCUCGCAAAUGUACUUUAAAGGUGUGCUAUCAAGAUGUACAGUAUGUAAAACCCAGACCAAUGUGCACCAUUUAGGCCUGCACUACCGUAGUAUGAAUCAUUGCCAUGGCACCACUGUGCUUCCAAAUGUUCUCGUACGUAUACAGGUGUAUAAUCAUUCACUUGGCGUAUACACUCUCGGUCGUUUGAUUUAGGAGUUACACGGAGAUUGAGCUAGUGCUUUCAUCACUCUCUAUGAUAAACAUUUCUGUACAACUGAAAUUUAACGCUUUAACCACCAAGUUUCUUUUGUGAAACGCUGCAGUAUAUCGUUCCUUGUUAUUUAUACUACCAGAUGAUUGCAUGUUACAUCUGAAUUCAAUAUCACAUAUGUUACUUAUCUUUCAUAUUGGCCCAAAAUAUUUAUAAAAGACUCUGCUCCGGAAAGUGUUCCCCUCUGCGUGCAUAUAAAAUUCAAACGUAAUUAACUGAGCAGACGAUAAUGAAAGGAAUCAAAAGCACCAAGGAACAUUUUUCAGGCAGCAAAACUCAAAUGCACGACGCAAACUGUUUUGGACUCCGGCAGGCAAAGUUUAAGCUUGCAGCUUGAACAAAUAUGGCUCAUCUUUGGCAACAUUGGUACAUAGUUAGGACUUCUACAGCUCGGUCUUGGCGUUUGAAGGGUCAAACACUUUACCCACACUAAAAGCCCACUUUAAAAGAGGAAUGCUUGCCAUAUUAUGCAUUUAUUUGACUUCGGAUAUGAGUUAGUCAUUGUUGAACGUAUACAGUGCAAGUGACAGUUGGAAGCUUCAUUGCAACAUUUCAUAUCUACUGGUACAUUCUUAUAGGGCCACAUUUCUUAGUAUGCCAGGUUGGUUGCUCAUUGGUUACUCACACUCGCAACCACUUGCCCAGUAUAUAGCGAAAGGUGUAACAGCGCUGUCCGCCGAAAAAUAGCCGGAGAGAUUUGCUCCAAGACUUCAUUCCCCCUGAAACGAAACCGGUGAGACUUCAAAAUGCAUAAUGAGCCACGUAGUGAGAUCACCGUUUGCAGUACAUCAGUUUUUCAUGGCAGGUCUGCCAUAACGCAUGGAACAACAGCUGACUUUGACUUGUGUGGACUUUUCUCCGAGACCAUUGCGGCACAUUAUGAACACGCGUCACGUGGUUUGUGUAGUCGUGCGUGCUCCCGUGAUGUUUUGUCUGUGUGUGAUGCGGAGGGGAGGAGGAGACGUCUUUUGACGAUGACGAUGAUGAUGAAAUGGUUUAGUUGUGCUAUUCCGCCGGGCGCGCGGUGGCUUAGCACAGCAAAGCUGUCAUCUUCUCAAUAUCUUCCUUCCCUUCCGUGUCUUCAGUGUACCGUAUGUUUUUUCCCCCUUUCGACGAUUCCCGAUUGUCGGCUGAGGCUACGUGAGAGAAGCAGUACAAAGUUUGAGGGAACAGUCUUGGCACUGUUCUGAAAGUUGUUUUCGUUUGUUUCCGCAAUCGCUCCUCUUCAUGUGCGCACUACGGAAGCACGUAGCACGUGGAACUCUCCAGCUGGGCUGCGACGGAGAAAAAAAAUUGUAACGCAAACUACGCUCACAGAAGACCGUGAGCCGAGGAUGCAAAGUGUAGAAAACACGCACGAGCUUAUACUGAUGUGUGUCCUCUCGGUUAAUUUCAAGCGAAGUCGUCUACUGCGCUGCCUGUCGGAUGAUCCAGUCGCGCCUCACAGCUGCCCGCAGCUGCGUCAGCUCCCGGAGAUAAAAACGUGCACGUUGCUCACCGAGUGUGCGCAUGAAAGCAACUUUCAACCUAUAGAUGGAAAUAUAUAUAUUUUUUUUUUUGCUCACUCUCUCUCUCUUGAAAUGAGUGUUUUUGUUGUGAAGGGACGAACUUUCAAUGGGUCUGCGCGUUACGGUCGGUGCAUCGCAGAGCCAUCCUCCUCGAUUGUCAUCAGCUAAUGGGUCCUCCCCGACAGGCGGCGCCCGACGUUUCACUUUUACCACCAGCGACUUCGAUUGAACACGACGUGCGAAUGUUUUCUAUGCUAGCUGCGCAGGCUCUGCGUGCCCACCAAUUUCCAGGCACAUUUUUUUUUUGUGACGCACCAUCGCAGACUCAUUGAAAAUUCUAUCCUGUCUUGUCCCGUGCUGUUUAUCCCUACUGCACUGUUCUUAUUCUCUUGUGUAACUGAGCACUUUCCUUUUUCCUUCUUGGAAAUAUUGUCACGGUGCUCUUUUUUUUUUGUAAUCUUUUCAUUUUGCUCGCUCGUUGGUGUACGUGCAGCAUUGUGCUGCACUCAUAACGUCGCACGAUUCCUCCCCUUUAUUUUCUCUCGUGUGACUCGAUGAAGCGGCAGAAGGUGAUGUUGCAAUUAUUUUGCUUGUGGGGUCAUUCUGGUGUUUGUGCAGCAUUUUGUCAAAGGGCAUAUUGUACCGAUUAACUGGCCCGUUGCAGGGCAAUGUGGGUUUGUUUGUCGAACGGGCGGGCCAUACGUCACUGGUUUAACCGGGCAUGCUUUGCCGUCGUUUAGGCGUCCCAAGGGAGGGAGGUAGUUAGGCAGGUGGCGGAACGACACCGUCGCUGGCGUAAUUCACCUUUUUUUUUUGUUUUUUAUAAACCAGCAUUCUUUGUUUUUUAAGGAAAUGUAUUCCCUCCCUUUUUCCCUUUCCCGAAGUCAAGAAGAACCUGUGAGAAAAAGGAGAGGCACAAGAUUAAAAUAAGAGCUGCGCGCAGCAGGUGACCGUUGGCGAGUCAACGAAAUGCAAUACCCGCCCUAUCUUGUGAUGGGCGGCCCGCAGUCAUACGCAUGUGUUCGAGCAGUGAUGUGUGGUGUGCGCUUGCCGGUGAAGAGAGCAGCGCGCUUGGAGACAUUUUUUUUUUUUCUGUCGGACGCAAUUUCAGCUGGCUUGCGCUGCUGCUCCGUACAACGGAAGACGAUCGUCUCGACAACCUGAAGCAAGUGGACGGUGGUGUCAGUGAGUGCCGCAGUGGUGGCACGUGGGGACUCGUUUGGGCUGCCAUGUGGGGGUCGGCACGAGGUGGAACUCUCUCUUUCCCUCGUGCCAGUGACGUGCUGCCCUCGUUCGUCCAGCGAGGAGUGCGAGGGCGCUGGAUUAUUUGCAUACGUAUGCGGGACGUGGCGGUCUGGCGACUGUGCAACGCAGAUAUGGGGCGGGGAAACAUGGAAGGAGAAGAAGAGGAGCUACAAGAUUAUGUGUGUGAACUGUGAGUUCGCGCUGCCACAAAGCAUUGUGUCAAGAGUGUUCGUUCGCUGUCUUUCAUAUACAACACGUGGUUUUCUUUCUUCCCCCUAUUAUUACCUCUUACGUUGACACGGUUGUUGGGUGGCUGUCCUAGUAAGACUAGGCUUCCUCCAUCGGUUUCUUUACCCGCUCUCUCUCUCUUUAAAAAGACUUUUCUUGCUGUGACAGUCUUUUUUUCUCUUUCUGAAGGUGUGUCGUCCGUCAAGAAAUGUGUGUGUCAUGGGGACUGCUGCAUUAGCAGCGCACGUUGCCCGUUUGUCCGGCCCGGUGGUCUUCUCAAAGAAGGAAAACGAAACAAAAAACGAUAAAGUGUACUGUCAGUAGUUGUUCUCGUAGAAGCCGUCGUCGUCUGCGGAGUAAUAAUGUUGCGCAGUCGCCACCGAGUUGGAUAUCGGUUCGUUCUUCCGCACCCUUUUUUCGUUCUUCUCGAGGAAGAAACGUUGAGGACGGGAAAAAGAAACCCCUUGCACUAAUUGUCACUGUAGUGCCUACUGGCUUCCCCUAGAGCAGAUUCUGCUUCGUUUCCAGUUAACGAGUUGCUGGGGGUAACGGACGUGUUUGUUGGUUUCUUUCUUUAAGGGACACUAAAGUGAAACAAUGAAUCAGUUUAGAUCGAUAAAUUGCACUCUGGGAACGCUAAUGUCAUUAAUUCCGUAUUAUAGGCUUAUUAAUAGCAGAAAAUAUCAAUUUGUUUUUAAAUUCCGCACCGAAAUCUCCACGCGUGACAUCACGGGUUUCAAAGUGUAUGUUCCGUAUUUAUUUGACAUUGACUCAACGAAAUUUCCCGAAACUUGGUAUGUAAAUCUGUGGCGCCCUCAGAGAACAAUGUACUUCGUUUUUUAGAAACUAUGUAGGACCUAGUGGAUGCCAUCAAAACCUAUGACGUCAUGACGUUUGGUGCGGGAAUUGCAAGGUGGCUUCGCCACCCACAUUUUCUUUUUGCAUGUUUUCUCACUUCAUAAGCGCCUUCUCAUGGCAUUGUAAUUGUGAAAGAGUAAUUUACUAAUAUAAGAAAAAUCGUUUUUCUCUUUAGUGUCCCUUUUACACUGCCGGCUUUUUUUUUUUUUUUUGUUAUUCACCAGCAUUGGAGACGUAUGGAUACUCAAGUCGUUUGACUUUCUCGGAGCAUUUAGUAGAAUUACAACUGAUCUUCGCUUUGACUGUGCUCAGUCGUACGCGAGCUCGUAGCUUACUUUUAUCGAAAUUAUCUCGAUUUGUUUCCCUUCCUUUUCAUUUUUCCGUGUCCCCCUCCUCCUUUUGCAGGCUUUUUGUGUCUCUCUAUGUUUUUCUUUUUGCACGUGCUUUCUUGUUCUGGUUUUCCACCAUGUGAUGCGCAGUGACGACACUAAAGAAACUUUUUCUUCUUUUAUCCUAAGUUUGAAACGUUUUAAAGAAAGAGUAAGAGCAAAGCAACAAGGGUUGGCCCUCUGUUUUCUUCUUGGUUCGGCAGUUCCUAUCGAGCCAGAUUCUGUGAUAGCCGCAGCAGCCCUGCAGAGUGUUUCCCCCCCCCCCUCACGUUUCAGUCAGUGAUGUACAAGAUAGUAUUCGCUAAAAGCAGUGAGGUGCCGGGCCUCACUGGCCAUUGUGUUCUGUAAAAGAUAAUACAAACGAAAAGGGGCUGCUCGCGAUUCAUUCCAGCAAAGCUGCUUCCUUCCUCAAUUUCCCCUCUUCCGUAGAGAGGAAACCCCCCCCCUUAUUUUUGUCACUCACCACUCAGUCAAUUAUUGCGAGUGGUGACUGCUGGUUUGUUUUUUUUUUUUUUUUUUCUGACGUCUUUUCGGAUGACACUAUGCAGGGUAAAAGUGGUAGAAAGGUGCGUCUCGAAGGAGGAGAGACUUUGCAAUCUAGUCUUGUGACGAUGCGUUGAUUCUCCGACUGGUCCCUCGCGGAUCACCCCUCUUCUUUGUCUCCCAAACAUUUUUUUUUUUUGCUUUUUACUCCACCACAUAUUUUUUUUCUUCCCCUUGGGCAGUCACUCGCCCAUUUUUGAUCUCUUACGUUUUCGUAUUUACUUGUGGUGGCCGACUGGACAAGUCUGCAGACGACAUGAACACUGAUGCAUUUUUGUCUUGUCUGAGCCUGUUGUGCUGAGCGUGGAUAGAAUGUGUGAAAAGUGUGCUAAAAAAUACGAGUGUUUUACCGCGCAUCUAUUGUACUCGUUGCUUUGGUCAACGAUUUCUCAUUUGCUUUACUCUUUUCUCUAUAUAUUUUAACGGUAGCUCACACUGCUUAGGCAAUGGCAAAACUUUUUAUUAUUAUUUAGGUAGCUCCCACUAGCUCAUUAGCCGUCCCGACAUCGAUCAAUGUGCCAAGAAAGAAGUAAAUCAGCUAGUUAGUACUGCGAAGGGAGGCCGACCUCGUGUGGAGCUAGCUUAAACUUGCAAAAUUCUUUGCUGAAACUGUGCUUUACAUAGGCAAUUUUUUUUUUUUCGUUUGUGGGUUUAGUGAACGAAAAUCACGGAUGAACGUUUUGGCCAUAGUCACGCCAAUACUUUCAGCUGCAGCUGGUCAAAUGGAAAGUUUUUAGUAAUACCGGACGUAGUGGACACAAGGUUAGCAUACGCUGUUCACUAAACAGACAUCCCCUCCCAAGUCAAGCUGGGGCCUGGCAGUUAUACAGUGUGGCUAAGCACUGUUUUUAAGCUAUGCUAAAGUUAGCAUAUGCAAACUGCCUAUGUCCUCUGUUUCAUUGGGCUGACGUGUCGGAUAGAUGGAAAUGCAAGCGCAUAAAAAGGCAUACCUCACGUUCCUCCAAUCUGUAGUGCAUGUGGUGCGCGUUUUUACAUUCUUGUUUCUCUGUACACUCCUCACGACCGCUCAAAGAACGUUCAACCAGCUAAUCCGUGCGCUUUAAACCCACAGCUUGAAAACUCUCUUAUCAUUCCUUUCACAAAUAUAGUCCUUCUGAAUCUAUUUCUCUUUUGUUUCGCUUAGUUUUUUCCUAAACGCUCGUCUUGCUCGUGGAAUGAAUCCCACCGGAUAAAAAAAAAUGAGAGGUAUGGUUGUUUGUAAAGAUGCUUGUAUUUUUACUAGAGUGCCCUUAGGCAUGUUGGUUAGAGGCUUAGGUGACAUAUUGCAACCCUUGUCUCGCGCCGAGUGUAUGUUUAUGUAGCAGACAGUAGAUGGCGAGGAGGACGCGUAACAAAUAAAAAAAACAGCCACUUCGAGUGUAACGAGUGGAAAGUAUGCGCACGAUGCAGCAGACGGCUCAUCGUUUGAGCCUUGCAGCAUCUGCCUCCUAUGGCCCAACAGUGUGUAUGUGUGCGUGUCUGUAUGUGUGGGAAAUAUGCAAUGCUACUGUCAGAAACAAAAAAAACAAAACAGGCAGGUGUUUUCGGAUGGCCCGCCACCAAGCAAGAAGAAGACUGUGAUGAAACAAAAAAAAAAAACAACCAAGCGAAGCUGGAAAGCGAAGUUCGCACUAAAGGGAGAACGAACGUUUUCCACUUUUCUGUUUUUUGCAGAUUAAAACGAAAAAAAAAGGAGUUCUCUCUCUCUUUUUUCUCUCCCGCGGUCGCUCCUUCUCAAAAGAGGGCGACCUCUUUUUUAUGUGACACGUGCGAGCGGCCAAGCCGCGCCCCGGUUCUUCUACUUGCUUGCAACUUGUGUAUCGUGUGUCUCUCUUCUAUGCUCUCUGUAACGUGUUUGCCUCUCUUCUCGACUUAUUGAGCGCGGCUCUGACAUUUGCAUUCUAUCUUUCUCUGCCAACUUGCAUAUCGCUUUCUUUUUGAGAACGCUCCGUUUUUUUGUUGUUGUGACGACAGAGUCUGUUUGUGUGUGACCAUGUAUGACAAGAGGAGCAGUGUUUUCAAAGUAACGGUGCGUGCAAAAGAAACCCGUGACCCCGGUGCGUUGGUACUUGUCGAUGUGUGAUCGAAUCUCGUCAUGUCUCGAACCCCUCCUUAUUUUUGGUGCCCUUUGUUUACACAGCAGUGGAGGAGUGUUAUUUGGAGAAGAGAGAAAAAAAAAAGAGGAUGCGAGAAUGUGUGAAGCGAGAACAGGAAUUUCAUUUUGCUGUCCCUUCUGCCUGGAAAUGUACUUUCAUUGCACCUCUCUGAACUACCAGUGUCUUUGGUUCUUGCCCACAUUAUGCGACCUUACUCCUGCUAUGCCGUGGUCUGGGAACUCGAAGGGGAAAAGGAUCUCUUGCUCACAGUCAUCUAUUGUAGAAGUACCUGCACUUGCAUAUGGUGCACGGUCUUGGAUGUGACACUGAAACCUUUCAACGAAUUGGGUUUUGUGAGACCAGAACUGCAUUUCCUCCCAGUGUGCUAUCACCGCAUCAAAUUUGCUCCCUCCACCAUUGCACAGAAGUGCUUCGCACCAAUUUAAUGUCACUUCAAAGAAGUUAUUGGCUAUAUUCUUGCCUCAACGUUGUUUGCUUUUCUCAGCUUGCAUUAAGCACCACUGGAUACAUUUGACAACAGCUAAAGAGAUCGUGUAAUGUUUUAGACUUGAUGACAGCGUUAGUAGCUAAACGUUGCACAUACAGUGGUAAAUGUGAGCACUGAUUUUUACAUUGAAUAAUUUUCAAGCACCCAAGUGCACCCACAAAAAUCACUGACCCCGCUGAUAUAAUGGGUUUAUGUGUCGAAGGCUUGCAAGUUCUGAGCCAGUCUCCAAGCUCACCGUUUUGCAUCCUCCGUUGUUUUCAGACUGUUUAUGUUGCUGCUAUUUCUUUCACAGCUGUAACACUUUUAAAUAAGUGCUCGUUUGCACAGGAGACUCAGGAUUAUCAACUGCGGUGAGGUGUUCAUGCGAGGCUGCUCGAUGGUUUUGAGAGACACCGCGUAGUCGUUGCUACCCUCGGUUCCCCAGACCACGACAUUCGCAGAGGUUGGGGGGAUAGCCCUGCUUGCUUUGCUGGGCAUGCGCCUGUCUUCACGACAGUUGCACGCACGCACACUAUUGCCGCAAUGUCUACCAGUGGUGGACUCUGAGAUGAAGUUGUGAAGUGCGUCAUAUCUUGCGUGCUCUGUUUGAAGCUGCUGCCCGGUGCGGUAUCGGUGAUGACAUGCUUUGGUUUGGCUGCCGCGCUCCCACAAACCGCCGAAGACCUGGCUGCUCGCCCACCCCUGCCCCGGUCGUGUCAUGUCACGGUCGAGGUGGGACUGUGGUCAGGCGAGCAGUCCGUGCCGCUGCCCUCCAUCUCUACACUUCUGUCGUUUGUGUGCUUUGAUGUUGCCGCUUGAUAACUUUCUGCCCCCCCACGCGACUCUUUGGCUGUUCUCAUAGUCUCCCCAUCCCUGUUCCUUCGGCGGAAAAAAAAAAUGAACUCAUUUCGAAUAAACUUUUUUUUUUAGUUGAAGUCUGGAA
Messenger RNA from Rhipicephalus sanguineus (brown dog tick), 15825 nucleotides. RefSeq names its product zinc finger protein 628. The transcript is spliced from 3 exons. The record is from RefSeq and is a predicted model, not a curated record. Gene Ontology annotation, cellular component: nucleus. The coding region runs from base 915 to 2681 and encodes 588 amino acids. Lineage: Eukaryota; Metazoa; Arthropoda; Arachnida; Ixodida; Ixodidae.